This is a messenger RNA of Helobdella robusta, 354 nucleotides long. RefSeq lists its product as hypothetical. Lineage: Eukaryota; Metazoa; Annelida; Clitellata; Rhynchobdellida; Glossiphoniidae. Gene Ontology annotation, molecular function: single-stranded DNA binding; damaged DNA binding. The coding region runs from base 1 to 354 and encodes 117 amino acids. Gene Ontology annotation, biological process: mismatch repair; nucleotide-excision repair. Gene Ontology annotation, cellular component: nucleotide-excision repair factor 2 complex; XPC complex; nucleus. The record is from RefSeq and is a predicted model, not a curated record. The transcript is spliced from 4 exons.
AUGGAAGAAGAUUUAGAAUUAUUUGGUAGAUGGCAAACUGAACAGUUCAUUCCAAUGCCGGCGAUCGAUGGGAAGGUGCCAAAGAAUGAAUUUGGAAAUGUAGAGCUAUUCCAACCCUGGAUGCUACCAGGUGGUACCGUCUACAUUGAAGGCUGGGUUGUUUGUGAAGAACAUAAAGAUAUUUUAUUGUCCGCAUGGCAAGACGAGCAAAAGAGGAUCAGACUUGAAGAAAAAAAGAAAAAUGAAGAAAGAAUUAUGAACAACUGGAAGAUUUUAAUAAAAGGUGUCCUAAUCAGAGAGAGAUUGAGAAAAGAUUUCAACAUAACAGUAUGUAUUGUCUUACUCAUUUCUUGA